CUGCGGUGGUUCGCUGGCCUGGGCCAAUGGCACGCCUGGUGGAGCAGACGGGUGGGAUGAGCCCGGAUCAACCCCUCAAUUGACGCUAUCACGCGCUUUACGGCUGUAACAAAUCGAAUCCAGAGUCCAUUCACAUCCUCCGCGAGCUUCGCUGGCCUCCCACAUUAGUGUCGUCUACUGCCUGGUUGAGGUGGUACAGAGAGGCAUUAAUAAGAAGAGGGGUCGAGCUGUUUUCCCUCACUCUUUUCUCCUUCUUUCAGGGCAUUCCUCUCUUCUGUCCUUUGAAUGAGUCCAAGAAGUAUUCCAUCAAGGCGUUUCCAACAAACGCCGCGAUGGAGCUGUUCUUAACCAAUGUGCCCUCCCACCUCACCGAUGACAGGCUUAGAGCCGAGCUUGAACCCUAUACGAAGGCCUUGGGUAUUAUAGAUUGGUUCUGCGAUAAACCCAAAAGAAAGACUCAUGCCUGGAUCACUUUGCUGUCCGAAGCUGACGGGAAAGAGUUUCUCAAAAAGCACGAGAGCGUCCUCAAUAUUCUGACACAGCCAAGAAUAUUCCAAAAUGACAAGGGUCCGUCUCAGUCUGGGACCAAGGCUGUGGCAAGACUAUACAUACUCAAGACUCCCAUUUUUGUCAAGAAGAGCAACAGAAAAGUCGAUAAAUACUUGCUGCAGCAUCUGGAGUACAUGAAAGAACAGCGGAAAAAAGUGGCUGAGAAUCGCAGCCAAAAGGCCCCAAAAGACUCAAACGACUCAAAAGACUCCACCAUCAGCACGCCUAUCCGUGGCAUCUCUUGCGGCAAAAACAUAUUUGCAAACGAAUCCGAUACUCUGAUGUUUGUCCAGCAGAGCAGUGUCGCUGUCAAAGGUGUAGCAAAGUUUGGCCGCCGCGCCUUGAUACUCAUGCUUGGGCAGGAAUUUCGCGUCGAUAUUGCCUAUGAAACUAUUCAAGAUCUCAUAGCCGGAGCAUCUGAUAAUUCGUUGACUCUUGUCUUGAUUGAGGCUCCAAGAUUUUAUGAGAUGGGGGAAUCUACAUCUCUGCAGUCUGUAUAUGCUACACAUUCUACGAAAUGGGAACGGCAAACGCAUAUAAGUAUCUGGUCUGCUCACGAUAAAUAUGUCGCUCAUUGUCUGGUCUACCAAAUAACACUUGCUUCACAUUAUAUGGAAACGUUAGAAAUUCUGAGGUCUCGGAAUGUUAUCGCUGUUACGAGACAAAAUUUGCCUGUAUUGAGGAACCCUAAGCCCUUUGAGGAUGAUUACACUACUAGCAUGAGUAGGUUUGAGGGGUCUAUUAGGAGUGCUGGCGCUUCGGGGAGAACAACAUUGUUGCCCUUUGUCAUCCUUUUCCAGCUCCAGGCAUUGGUGUGGAACAAUUAUUUACAUCCCGCGAUUGCAACCAAACUGCUUCAGCUCAUGACUUCAGUUGCAAGAGACUGCAAGAGAUCGGGCAUUCCGCUACCAUUCACCACUGAUGCCAUGAAACAGUUGUUUCAGAAAAUUCCAUAUCCAUGUCCUGGAGUAGAGCCUCGAGAUCUUUUUGAAGGGGAGCUGGCGUCAACUGUCGUGGAAACUGAACGGGCUCUCCGCAACGAGGAUCAAGCACGAGUCCUACACUAUGGUGCUCAACUACCUAGACAUCAAGCUUGGAUUUUGAAAGCAAUGGUCACCCCAACUCGCAUUACGCUGCAUGGUCCGGAUGCCGAGAGCAUGAACAGGGUCUUAAGAAUGUUUCCAAAUCACUCGGAUUACUUUAUGCGAGUCAUAUUUGGCGACGAAGAUGGUCAGGAUUUAGCCCUGACCCCCAACGUGAAAAACACCAUGAUUUUUGAGCGGUACAGAAAGAUUCUGAAAGACGGAAUUCUGGUUGCUGGUCGAAGAUUUGAAUUCUUGGGCUUUUCUCAUUCAUCAUUACGCUCACACUCCGCAUGGUUUGUGGCAGCCUUUGUUGAUGAUUCAUUGAACCUUCAAAAUAAUGACACCAUCAUCAAAUCACUCGGCGACUUUAGCGAUAUUCGUAUUCCCGCAAAGUGCGCAGCGCGCAUUGGUCAAGCUUUUUCCGAAACUCCUUACGCUGUGCCAAUCUUAAAAUGUGGCAUCAACAUCGAUUACAUCGAUGACGUGAAGACUGCAGAUGGCAAACGAGUUUUUAGCGACGGAGUCGGAACCAUCUCGUGGGAUGCCAUGGAGGAGGUAUGGGAUCAGCUUCCAAAGGCCUCGUCAGAGGCCACCUGCUUUCAAGUCCGGCUAGGAGGGAUCAAGGGCAUGCUUUCACUUGACUCUCGUUUAAAUGGAAAAGUGAUUUGUGUGCGGAAAGAAUCCAUGAUGAAGUUUCCCAGCAAAGAUCAGACGGAAAUGGGCAUCUGCGAUACUGCCUCCAAACCGAUGCGCACAGUUUUGAACCGUCAGACCAUCAAGAUUUUAGAGGAUAUGGGAACAAAUUCUGAGUGGUUUAUAGAUCAGCAGAAUAAAGCUCUCAACGUCCUGCGAAAUGUCACUACCACAGCAGCAAAUACUAGCACCUUUUUGAAGUAUCAGCUGGUUGGUACCACUGCAGGCCUCCCCAGGCUCAUCAGAUACUUAAGUGCAAUUGGAAUCGAUUACCGGCGAGAAAGGUUUAUGAAGUCGGUCGUGGAUCAUACCAUCUUGCGAGAGCUGCGGCUGCUGAAGCAUAAGGCCCGGAUUCCAGUCGACAUGGGAGUCACUCUUUUUGGAGUUAUGGAUGAAACCGGCUUCCUAGAAGAAGGUCAGAUAUACGUUACCUUUGAUGAAAGCCACGACAAUAUCCAGGGUCGGAUCAAACGGUCGCUCAAAGAUGGGACAGUUCUCGUAACACGCUCGCCUGCCCUUCAUCCUGGAGAUAUUCAACUUGCAGAGAUGAGGACACCACCACAGGGGCAUCCGCUUCGCAAUUUAAAGAACUGCGUCAUCUUCAGCCAGAAAGGGAGUCGUGAUUUACCAAGCCAGUUAAGCGGGGGAGAUCUUGAUGGAGACCUGUACAGCGUCUUUUGGGAUCCCUUCGUAAUCCCCAAACAAUAUUUUAGCCCUGCCGACUAUCCAAGAGUGAAACCGCCGGAACUGGAUCGGGUGGUGACGCGCGAUGAUAUUGCGGAUUUUUUUGUGAAUUUUAUGGAAGCAGACAUUCUAGGUUUAAUUGCCACCAGACAUCAGAUGAUGGCUGAUUACUGCGAGGAGGGGACGCUAAGCGCAGACUGUGUCAAGCUCGCGGAGAUGCAUUCAACUGCGGUCGAUUACUCCAAGACUGGUAUUUCAGUGAAGCAUCAAGAUAUGCCAAAGCCGCCACGGAUGCGGCCAGAUUUUCUCGCUCCUGCCCCCCCAACUCGUCUAUAUGAUCGUGGUGAAAUUGACAACAUCGGAGAUCCAAACGAUGACGAAGACGAUGAAGACGGAAUGGGAAUGGUAAAAUAUAAAUACUACAGGUCAUUAAAGAUAUUAGGCGAAUUGUACCGCGGCGUGGACGAAAAGAAAAUCUGGGCUAAGGAUGUCCAACGGCCAGUUGAUAUGAGCGGUCCGUCGUUGUGGGACCAACUAAACACGCAUGUGCGGACUGCCUUGAGGGAAGAAGGAUAUUCCACCUUGGAUAUUAAUUAUAUGCGUCAGAUUGAUCACGCUUGGAAAAUUCGCGAUCUGUACGAAUCAGCCGUCUCUAAUAACAUGUGGCAAUUUUCAUCCAACCCUCGUGUCCCUAUAACAGAGGUGGAAGCUUUUUGUGGUUCAAUUUUAAACCCCAAGGGCAGCCAGACUAGGCGACAGCGAGACUCGUCAAUUAAGUUGAAAGAUGAGAUGGAUAGUGUCAUGAGCCAUAUCGUGAAACUCAUAGGUGAUCGCAGCGGGAGUACCACCAAUGCAGAUGAUGCCUUAUCCACUAUGAGCGAUGACGAUGAAAUAGGUGAAAGGAAAUCAAUGAACGCGAUAGAAUUGUCCUGGGCAUGCAUGACUGUUGGGAACGACAAGUCUGCGGACAAGACCAAUCGUCUGGAUGAGCCGAAGCUGGAGAGCUUUCGAGUGGUGGCGGCGUGCUGUCUGGUGAAGGAGCUGAAUGAUCUUUUGACGAGGAAGAACUGGGGGAGGAUGUUGAAGAAGAGCGGUGGCUAUGUUGGAGUUUCGUCGGGGUACCACAAUCGACAGCAUGGACCGUUGCCGAUAAGAUGAUGGUGGAUGUUUGUUUAUGCAUCUUGGUAAUGGAUAUUGCGCACGGAGAUUACUAACGGAUUUAUAAGUGCAUACCUUGUUUGUACGCACUUAUUAAUUAAAGAUGUGUGAUUAUGUCAUGAUAUCUACUGAGUAGAUUAUGAGAUGAAGAUGAUGAUGGGUAC
Messenger RNA from Trichoderma asperellum CBS 433.97, 4333 nucleotides. RefSeq lists its product as uncharacterized. Lineage: Eukaryota; Fungi; Ascomycota; Sordariomycetes; Hypocreales; Hypocreaceae. Gene Ontology annotation, cellular component: nuclear RNA-directed RNA polymerase complex. Gene Ontology annotation, molecular function: RNA-directed RNA polymerase activity. The record is from RefSeq and is a predicted model, not a curated record. Gene Ontology annotation, biological process: siRNA processing.